Molecule: messenger RNA, 2350 nt
Organism: Temnothorax curvispinosus
Lineage: Eukaryota; Metazoa; Arthropoda; Insecta; Hymenoptera; Formicidae
Gene: Rlip
Product: ralA-binding protein 1
Exons: 9
Coding region: 215-2161 (648 amino acids)
Biological process (GO): small GTPase-mediated signal transduction
Molecular function (GO): GTPase activator activity; small GTPase binding
Source: RefSeq, a predicted model, not a curated record
AAUUUCUUGACGCGCUACUUUUGUAGACGACGCGACGUUCAAAUGUUCAAUUCGAGAACAUGAGAUAUCGACUCGCGAGAGUCGCGAGCAUUGUCAUCUCGAAAUAUCUCGAGCGAGAUUGAUAUUCCGAGUUGGCAAUGUUGGCACACACGGACAAGUGCAGACAAGUGUCAAAUUGUGUGCCAAGUGCCAAAUGCACAUAAAUUAAAGGAGGAUGGACUUCGAGAGUCCUGACGUUGAGAAGGAAUUUCCCGGAUUGUACGCGUCCGAAUCGGCGAGGAAAAGUAAUGAGAGCGAUUUUAGUGACGAAGGCAGUCACGACAAGCAUUCCAAGAAGGAGCUUCUCGGUGGAAAGCGUAAGGACAAAAAGGACAGGAAGGACAGGGGUUACGCGACCCUAGAGGGUGAGAGCUCGCCAGACGAAGAUCAGGAGACAAAAAGUCCUUCAAAAUCAAAAAAGACCAAAGCCUUUAAAUUCCCAUCUAAAAAGGAGAAACGGGAGAAAUCGAGGGAGAAGGAGGCGAAAGAAAAGGACGCUGAGAAGGAAAAGGACAAAAAGAAGAAAGAAAAGGAUGAGAAGGAUAUAGAUAAGGAAAAGCGGAAGGACAAGGAUAAAGACAAAGCCAAGCAGAAAUUAAAGGAUCGGAAGAAAGGAAAGCAUGAAGGAUUGGAUAUUGGCGAGGAACAACCGAUUUUCGGUGUUAGUCUUCACCUGGCAGUCGAAAGAAGUUGUUGUCAUGACGGAGUUAAAUUACCCUUGGUAGUGCGAGAUUGUAUAGAUUACGUGGAAGAGCAUGGGAUGAAUGUAGAGGGCCUGUACAAAGUCCCCGGAGUGAAGUCAAAAAUUCAGCACUUGAAAAAAUUAUACAAUAAUCGGGAGCCGGUGAAUAUAUCCGAGUUCGAACCCACGGUAGCUACGAGCUUAUUGAUACUCUUUCUUAGAGAGCUGCCAGAAUCCGUGUUGGAGAACAGCGAAACGAUAUCGCGCUUCGAGCAGGCCGCAUCGACCAAGGACGUCGCGCAGCGCGAAGCUCAAUUGGCCCAGUUGACGCAGCAGUUACCGGAAUGCAACAGGAUUCUUCUGGCAUGGGUUACGUUACAUUUGGACAAUGUUACGGCGCGUGAGAAAACAACAAAAAUGAACGCACAAACGGUCUCGAUGACGUUAAGCCCGGUUCUGCAAAUGAGUCACAGAUUGCUAUUGGCCCUAUUAUUCCACUGCAAGGCUUUGUUCCCAAAUAUACAAUUGACAAAAUAUGUGCCACCGUUAUCAUCCGGUAGUACCAAUCUGCCAGAUUCCGUGGAGGGUAUAGCCGCGGAACUAUCCAAGCAAGAAUCGUUGCUUUCUCAAAUUCACAUGCAGAUGAAUGCCGGUUUUGUAACAAAAUCUCGGGAGGAACAAUUGUGGGAAGUACAACGAAUGAUAACGCAAUUAAAGAGAAAAUGUAAAACUGUUCAAAAACUGGAAGGUGCUACGCAAAAGAGUCUAGAUGAAGAAAUAAAGUUAACCGAUAAUAUUCCCAUAGAAUCUGUCUCACAGAAGUCAAAGUCUGAUGAAGAUUCCGGGCAAAUAAUCCCUUGUGAUGCUCAACCGUUAACCAAUCCGACAUUGAUAAAAAAAGACAGCAAACUGUAUAAUGCAGAAGAGGCGAAAGAGAAAUGUUCUUGCUCGACGGGUAUCAACGCAAACGCUACGCAAAAUGAACAAAGUGUAAAUGCGCAAGAGAAAGACACGGUUGAUUUCGCGGUUGAGAUUGCAACGGUUACACCGCAAGAGCCUGAGAGUGUAACACCGAAUGACAAAACAAACAAGCCUGACGAGGAAGAUGUCAUAGAUAAGUUGCGAGAGAGGCUGAUCCACGAGGAACUGUUGAACAUGCAAGCGUUACUGAAAUCUCGCAUCAAUCAAGAGAGGAAUGAGAUCAGACGAUUGAUGGAAAUGCUAAUGGAGUGCAGCACGAAAGAAGAAAAGAAGAAACCUAAAGAGAGGACGCACUCUCCCAACGAAGCUGAAAUGACGGCCAUGAUACAGCUAGUCAAAGAGAAUCAAUUACUCGAGAAGAAGAUGACGACGUUGAUACGUAGUAUUAUCGAGGAGAAAGACGCUUGUGUGGAACUACGUGUACAACUGGCGGUGCAUCAAUUAAUGGCCAAAACUUGACCACAAAUCUCCUAGCGAUCGCAUCGGAAUCACAAUAUCUCUACAUUAUAAAGAUAUGAUCUGACAUUACGUUUUUGCACAUAAUGACCAUAUAUAGUUUAUAACAUGUUACAAUUAUCACAUGUACCAUUAACUCGUUCGAUCCUUCCGUGAAAUAAUAAAAUAUACAAAAUGCAACUAGAACUUUUA